GAGGCAGUAUAUCCUCCAAUGCAGUGUAUGUGUGUGGCGUAUACUGGAGCUGCGCUUCCAAUCCGUAAGAGCGCUUCAGUAAACCACCUUUGUCUCUGGCUGAAGAAUCAGAGCUUCCUUUUAACAAGGGCGGCGGGUUCAAGUUAGUGAAACGGAGGGGAACUGCUUUGAAGAAGUGGAUCGGGACUGGUUUAAUAUAGCCUCCCUCUUCAGAACUACUACAAAGGGAGUGAACGGAGAGAGUUCCGCUGCGUAAACCGACCAUCGCACCGCUCGCUCUUCCAGCCAUCUACGAAAGAAAGCAUGGGGGGGAAAGAAGGAACUGAGAGUCUUUCUCUGAGAAAUUUUGGAAUUUCUUGUUCACGUUUUGAAAUGCUGCCGUUAUAAGACGAAGCGCUGUGUGUUUCCAUGCGUUUUGGACGCGCUGACAGCCCGUGUGUGUUACGCACUGACUCACCAAAGGAGCUGUUGUGCAUCUGGAUCCUCCGCGCCUCUUCAUCCAAUCAGAAUCAGCAUUCAGUGGAUUAAAAUAAAGCAAGUGGGAUUGGCGAAAUGGGCUGCACCAAAGUCCUUCUUGUGAUGUUCGUGAUAGGGUUUGAAAAGGGGAUUUGCGUCAAUUGGAACCCUGUCCCACGCAAGACCAUUAAAUAUAAUGAUGUGCAUGACAGUAUGGCGAGGUUUCGCUCUGUUGGGGUGUGGAACUACAGCAUGUUGACCCUGGCAGAACAUGAGAGGGUUUUGUACGUGGGAGCCCGGGAGCACAUCUUCGCCCUGGAUCCCAACGACAUCAGCAGACAGCUCCGACCGCAGAUUGAGUGGUCUGCUCCUGUGGAAAAGAAAAGUGAGUGUGCAGCGAAGGGGAAGAAUAACCAGACUGAAUGUUUCAACUACAUUUGCUUCCUGCAGAGCUACAACCACACUCAUCUGUACACAUGUGGAACAUAUGCCUUCCAGCCCAAAUGCACCUACAUUAAUGCAGAUCACUUCACUCUGGACAGCGCCGCCCUGGAGGACGGCAAAGGAAAGUGCCCCUACGACCCUGCCAAGGGUCAUACAGGACUCAUUGUUGACAAAGAGUUGUACUCCGCCACCCUUAAUAACUUCCUGGGCACAGAGCCUGUGAUCCUGAGGAACCUGGGACAGCAACAUUACAGUAUGAAGAGUGAAUACCUACCUGCUUGGCUCAAUGAGCCAAACUUUGUAGGUUCUGCACUGGUGCGGGAGAGCCGGAACAGUAAAGAUGGAGAUGAUGAUAAGAUCUACUUCUUCUUUAGUGAGAGAGCAGUGGAGCUGGACUGCGACAGCGAUCUGACAGUGGCACGAGUGGCACGUGUUUGUAAGGGAGACCUGGGAGGUACACGGACCCUGCAGAAAAAGUGGACCACCUUUCAGAAGGCUCAGUUGAUGUGCUCCCUCCCAGAGCGCCACAUCACCUUUAAUAACCUGCGGGCCGUCUUUACCCUGCCUGGAGCAGACUGGAGGAGCACAAGUUUCUAUGGCAUCUUCCAUGCACAGUGGGGGGAUGUGGAUGUGUCUGCUGUGUGUCAGUAUCAGAUUGGGGAGGUGAAAACUGUGUUCGACGGGCCGUAUAAAGAAUACAGGGAGUCGUCUCAGCGAUGGGGCCGAUAUACUGGCACUGUACCCAGUCCACGACCUGGAGCGUGCAUCACAAACUUUGACAGAGAAAAUGGCUAUAACAGUUCUCUACAGCUGCCUGAUGCUACUCUGAACUUUGCCAAGAAACAUCCACUAAUGGAGCUAAAGGUGGAAGCUCGCCCCCUGCUGCUUACUAAAGGAAUCAACUUCACUCGCCUCGCUGUGGACAGAGUGAGCUCACUGGACCAGAGAUCCUACAGCAUGCUUUUCAUAGGGACAGCGGAUGGAUGGCUCCAGCGUGUCGUGAUUUUGGGUUCAGAAGCCCAUGUCAUUGAAGAGAUUCAGCUGUUUGAUCGACGGCAACCAGUGGACAGCCUCACCAUCUCUCACAGCAAAAAGUAUUUGUACAUUGGCUCACGCUCUGAGGUUCUUCAGCUGCCCUUGGCCAACUGCAGCCGGUAUCAUUCUCAGCCAGACUGCCUGCUAUCCAGAGACCCGUACUGUGCCUGGGACAGCGAGGGACGUGCCUGUGUCCGCAUCGACCUCCACCGCGGAUCCACAUCCACACUUUCCCAGGACCUCAUGCUGGAGAGGUUUAACCGAGGAAAAGCCAAGUUUGACAAGCCGGUCUCCAUCCCCAGCCCUGAUCAUUCUAGGUUGAGAAAUGCCACAGUGGUCGUUGGAUCGGAUCUGGUGCUACCUUGCAGUCUGGUUUCUAACUUGGCUCAACCCUUUUGGGAACUCAAUGACCGUGAGCUCACCCUAGUAGAAGGUGAGGCCAUGGGACCACGAUUCGACCAAGCCCUUCGUGCCCUUGUUAUCCCCCAAGCUGGUCCCCUUCAAGCAGGCCGCUACAUCUGCUACUCUGAGGAGCAGGGAGUGAAGUUCCAGACAGAAAGAUACCAGGUCACAGUGGUGGCCAGCGCACCUGUCUUCAUGGAAGCCCGCACACCUGAUGGCAGCAUGGGUUUAUUCUGGGUACUGGUGAUCACCUUAGGCGCCGUUUGUCUGUUGCUGCUUAUUGCUUCCCUGUACCUUCGUAGACGACUUAAGCUAGCCCUGGGCAAAGGGGCUGAGAUGAAGCCACUGGAGAGCACUUUAGUGUACCCAAUUACCUUACCCAAAGAGCCGACCAGCCGUCCGCCGUUUGUGCCAAGCAAAAUGGACAACGAUGAAGACCGCUUCUGGGAAACAGGGGCUAAUUAUUUCUACUCUGAUGGGUCCCUGAAAAUUGUGCCCGGACAUGCCAUGUGCUCAACCGGCAGCUCAGCCUCUCCAAGCGCCAUUCCAGGUCAGCCUAUUCACUCACCAAGCAGGUUAAGCCUCACCAACAUCAGAAACUCGAGCACCAAUGGAUACAUCCGCCUGAAUCUGAGCACGGCCGGGGAGGAGAGAGGGAGCGGAGGAGCAGGUAUGGGCAUGGGGAGUGGACUUGGGCUGGGCAGCCGAGAGAACGACUACUCUAGUCCAUUUAAAGAGGAGCUCCGGAGAACUCUGCAGCAGAGGACCGUCCUGCCCGAUGCCAACCCAGAGGAGUCUUCUGUGUAGAUCUUGUAGAAACCACAGAAUACCUCACCUACCUCCCACCUGCUUGGGGAAAUCUCUCUCCAUCCUACUCUUCUCUACUUGCGACUUAUUACUUCUCUGCCAACACUUUUGCUGUGGCAAACAUCUUUCGUGCCGCAAGGCCACCAUGCUUCAAAACAUUCCCUUCAAUUAUUCUGGUUCUCGCACUUCUAACACUCAAAGUUGCUCCUAGAAGCAGCCUCACCCAAGACUGAACAAAUCUUGCCAAUCUUUUGUAAAUGUCUGUAUUUCAAGGACCAGACAACAGGGCCUUGUGUUGAGCAUGGCUAACAGGCAAACACAGGUACAUCUCUGAGAGGAAUCCGACGAGCCAAAUGUAGCUGUCAGUUUGAUCUGUGUUAGGCAGAGUUCUGGCAACAGAUCAUAUUCAUUAGGCAAGCUGGAGGAUACAGAGCCCUGCUCUCUUAGUUUGACAUCCAGGUUGCUUUCCUCAGUCAAGGCAGGUGUUUGGACAAGUUUCUUGAACUCUUUGUGAAUAGAAAAGCAUGAGAGAGAAGACAAAGAGGACAAGCAAAAACUUAAAUUGCAAGAUGACAAUCACGCUUUUCUCUCAAGAGAGAAAACGGAGGACAAAUUGUUAAAGAGAAGAGAGAAAAAAAAAUUGUGAGCUGAAAAACAGAAACAGGACUCAAACCACAGACAAAUGCUUUGUCUUUCUUUACAGCUCAAUAACUUUUUUUAAUAUUGUCUUUUUUUUUUCGAGAAUGUGUCCUGAGACUUGCAGCACUAAUAAUAUAUUGUGAGGUUUUUCUGUCUGUUUAUUGCAACUGUUAAAGAAGGAUUUAUUUUUUACUAUUACGAGUUUCAGCUGAAAUGUGAAAGGAAACUAGCUUAUGUUCUUGUUCACCUCAAAAUUUUCCCUACAUGAUAAACCAGGUGAAUGAAGACACAUGAUGGAAGGAAACUUUGGUUCUGGUCUGGUUUAGAAGACUCCGAAUUAUUCCUCAGGAACAGGAUCCUUCAAGGACUACCAGUUGCUGAGCUUGUUAUUAAGUCCAAUUUAAGUGACCAAUCAGACGCUACGGCUGAUGAAACACAGUGUGGGCUUUGCAACUCUUAAACAGAGACUAAACACAAAAACAGGGUGAAACCAGAAAGCCGAGGAUAUUUUAAUUCUGUUGACCAUGAUUGUGAAGACAAAUAAAGGAGACAAACAUUUUUCAUGACCCUGCGGGUGAAGAGGCACUAUGAUGGUCAUCACUGGGCCCAUAUUCCACUGCAUGAUGUUCUGCAAAAUAUAUUGUAUAAUUUUCAACAAUAAAACAAUAAUCUCAUACUACACUACCUGGCCAAAAAAAGUCGCCCUUUGGAUUUAAAAAAGUAGAUACUUAAGAGCCUAUGAUUGGAUCAUUAUUGCAGUGAUUAAUAUGUUUCAGCUGGCAACAAUUCUUUUAACCCUAACUGAUGCAAUGUGUAGCUUCUCAUUUCAUAAACAACCAUGUCGGAAGACGUAUCCCGUGGUCGUGGAAGAGAUGUUACUGUGUUUCAGAAGGGGCAAAUUAUUGGCCUGCUUCAAGCAAAGAAUACAACUGAGGAGAUUGCUGAAAUCACUGGAAUUGGGUUAAGAACUGUCCAACACAUUAUUAAAACCUGAAAGGAUAGUGGUGAACCGUCAACUUCGUGGAAGAAAUGUAGUCAGAAAAAAAUCUUGAAUGAUCAUGAUCGGAGAUCACUGAAACUCUUGGUGAAGUCACAUCGUAAGAAAUCGACAGCAGAACUCACGGCUGUGUUUAAUAGUGACAGUUAGAGCAUUUCCACACACACAAUGCGACGAGAAUUUACAGGAUUGGGACUAAACAGCUGUGUGGCCACAAGAAAGCCACUUGUUAGUGAGGCUUACCGGAAAAACACUACUUUAGUUUGCUAGGGAGCAUAAAGAUUGGACUGGAACAAUGGAAAAAAGGAAUGUGGUCUGAUGAGUCCAGAUUGACCCUAUUCCAAAGCGAUAGAAAACGCAUGAAGUGAUGCACCCGUCAUGCAUAGUGCCCUCUGUACAAGCCUCUGGAGGCAGUGUUAUGAUCUGGGGUUGCUUCAGUUGGUCAGGUCUAGGCUCAGCAAUGUUAUGCUGCAAUAAAAUGAAGUCAGCUGACUACCUGGAUGUAUUGAAUGACCAGGUUAUCCCAUCAAUGGAUUUUUUCUUCCUUGACGGCACAGGCAUUUUCCAGGACGACAAUGCCAAGAUUCAUUUGGCUCAAAUUGUGAAAGAGUGGUUCAGGGAGCAUGAGGAAUUAUUUUAACAAUUGGCCACCACAGAGUCCUGACCUUAACCCCAUUGAGUGUCUUUGGGAUGUGCUGGAGAAGACUUUACGGAGUGGUUCGACUCGCCCAUCAUCAAUACAAGAUCUCGGCCAAAAAUUAAUGCAACUCUGGAUGGAAAUAAAUGUUGUGACGUUGCAUAAGGUUGUCGAAACAAUGCCAUGACAAAUGCAUACCAUAAUCGAAGCUAAAGGCAGUCCAACGAAAUAUUAGAGAAUGCAACUUUUUUUUUUUUUUUUUUUGGCCAGGCAGUGUAUACACAGAAUAUAAAAAAAGAAGAAAUGUUUUCAUACCUGUGCCUCUACACCUUGAGUGAAGCCAAAGCAGACUGCAGACAUGUUUUUAAUCCUCCUCUUUUUUUAUGUUCUGGAUUUUGUCCAUUGCACAAAACUAAAGUGUUGUCGGAAAUCUUUGUUACUACUAAUCUUGUUUUGGUGGAAUGCUAUUCUUUGUGGCAUGAUAGCUUUACAGUUUUCUCAAGCAGCUUUUCAUUCUGCUAUUCAAUUUGUUCUAGUCUAUGAUCCAGUCUGUGCCACGCAGCAUAAGAGGGAAGUUUACACUGGUUAGAAAAGAUCUUUGUACUAAAAUGUAUGCUGAAAAAACAGAAUCCUUUCUGCCAGAACUUCUCAGGGUGGACUUCUGACUCUCGAAAUUGUGAAAUCUUAAAGUCCUUAAUUUCACUCAUCGCUUUGAUAUGCCUAUGUAAGUAAUGACCUAAAUUCAGACUUAAGAAUGACAUAAUUUCACUGAGAAGACCAGGAAGUGUUGCAAAUGCUCGAUUACAUUACGCAUGGCAUUUUUGUACUGACUCAAAAAUGCUUCCCAGUAUUCCCUGCUUGAUAAAAAAAAAUACGGUCAUCUCAAGUGCAUUUCAUCUCACUUGGCUUUAAAUCUGCUGUUUCUUUGUGGUUGCCAUUGUAAUUUUUGUAUUACAUUUUUUUUUUCUUGUUUCCUUGCAUAAGAAAGUGUUUUUUUUUUUGUUUUUUUGUUUUUUUAAGUAAUUAUGUUAAGUAACUUAUUUUUUGCUUGUACAAAAAGUUGAUAUUUAUUACCAUUGUACAUAUACCCCUAUUUUUUAUAUAUGUAUAUAUCUUCAGAAAAUAAAAGUACAGACCAGUUCACAAUGUGUUGGUUGUGUAUGGUUGCAUGAGUAACUGUGUGUUCAAACGACUUCAAAAUGCCAAGUGUCUUGUUUGUUUGUAAUGCAUAAUGGCCAUUUACAUUUUCAUAAUGCCUCUGAAAAAUAUUAAUGCAAUCUUUUGUUUUGUGAGAGUCCACAAACAUAACACAACAUCUGGACAGGAAUCACAACAAGUGCAGUGUUUCCUGCUUAGAAUCUCUC
Myxocyprinus asiaticus (Chinese sucker) is the source of this 6781-nucleotide messenger RNA. RefSeq names its product semaphorin-4C-like. Gene Ontology annotation, biological process: muscle cell differentiation; neural crest cell migration; negative chemotaxis. The coding region runs from base 553 to 3144 and encodes 863 amino acids. NCBI's taxonomy places the organism in Eukaryota, Metazoa, Chordata, Actinopteri, Cypriniformes, Catostomidae. The transcript has 16 exons. Gene Ontology annotation, molecular function: semaphorin receptor binding; chemorepellent activity. The record is from RefSeq and is a predicted model, not a curated record.